Sphaeroforma arctica JP610 is the source of this 2172-nucleotide messenger RNA. RefSeq lists its product as hypothetical. The transcript has 3 exons. NCBI's taxonomy places the organism in Eukaryota, Ichthyosporea, Ichthyophonida. The coding region runs from base 254 to 1129 and encodes 291 amino acids. The record is from RefSeq and is a predicted model, not a curated record.
CACACGCAAAUGGAAAUCGAAACAAAAUAAAAUUCGCUACAUAACAAAAGAAAAAACCCUCCCCACAGCCUACAGGCCACAGGCCGCAGGGGUAUUUAGGUCAUGUGAGCUACUCGAUUUUAAAAAUCGAAAUAUGUAGUGUUGCGAGUUGUCAAUAUAUGUAUUUAAUUUCCACUGGGCCUUAGUGGAAUAUCAUAUUUGAGCACUUAACGUAUACAUUGUAACUGUUGAGUAUUAUUUUCUACACAAUAUAAUGGAAGCUGUUCCCGCAUUGCUUUUAGGCCUCGUGGCCUCGGUCAUUGAGUUUGGUACAGCCGCUGACCUGUGUAAUCGAAUGGACUCCUGUUCAGGCGACUAUGGAUGGGCUGUUGCGGUCGGAGUUGUCUCCACGAUCGUAAUUCUUGUAGGCUUGGGGCUACAUAUGAGAAUGGCAGAAGAUGGUGCUAAAUUGGCCGUACCCCUGGGUGGGUUCCUGGUUGCCUGGUGGGCGUUUGGUGUAGGCUUUAACACACGUGUAGGCGGCCCCUUCGAACAGGCGGGCAAUGGAUACUAUUCAUCUUGGCUCGCGUUCUUCGCAGUAGCGAAUUAUAUAUACUUGGCACUUGCCUCUAUGGCAAAUAUCUCGCAUACCUAUGGUAUCGCUCUGUGGACUUUGGCUGUGGCCUCUAUUGUAGAGUUUGCGGUGGCGUCCGAAGUAUGCUCUGAUUCCGGAGAUUGUUCAGACAGUAACGCCUGGGCUGUAGCCGUAGGAGUUGUAUCUUUCUUCAUCGCCCUCAUUGCGAUCGCAUUGAAUUUUGCAAGCCCUGGUAUGGCUGAGAAAGCGAGUUUGCCGAUUGGCGGCUUCUUGGUAAUCUGGUGGGCGUUUGGAGCGGGUUACAACACUUCCUUUAACGGACCGUUCUACACCUCUUACAUCACCGCUGAUAACAGGAUCGUCAACAGUUUGAACGCGAACGGUUACUAUAGUACGUGGAUUUCUUUCUUCGCUUCACUGUACUAUGCCAUUGGUAACAUCCCCUCCGUUCGCAAUGCCUUCAAGAAGUCAUUGAUGAAAAACAACGACAACUCGGAUUUCCCAUCGAGUACCCCCUCAGGAAGUCCUGCGGUAGACUCGGAAGCACAGGCGUAAAUCACUUUUUAAGACUUGAGUGCAACCAUCUACCAAAACACACCUCAUAAAAUACGAUAUGUUGCGCUGCGUCUCUAUCAUAUCAAUAAGUAGGUAUUUUGUGAGCGAUUUUUACUCAGGACGAGGUGAGCUUCGGCCGUAGCUUGGCUGUACAUAUACACCUGCCACGCUCUUCUCCUGGGGUGCUUCGCGCGCUCAAAAAGUCCGCGUUGCAUUGUGCUUGUACACGGUGUGGGUGAAGCUAAUCAUCUCACACGUGGAUAUACUUAAAUAUCGAUGCUCAUUACAAAGCAUUAAAACAACUGAACGACAACAACUUCAAUGGAAUUUAGUUUGCCUGUUGUUUAUGGCCCGUUGCACAAAUUUAGGUUUUGUAUUCAUUUGAAAAUGCUAUAUCAUAAAAAUAUAUCAAUAACAGUAGUGUCGGCUGCGCUUCGUUAGAACAUGAAAAGCCUGGAAAGAAAAUAUUUGGUGUCCUUGGCGAGAUACAUGCAUAGUAACUACUGCGACAUUAUGGCUGUGUCGAUAUUUAUCUGUAUAUCGACAUUUAUCGUCAGGAGAUGACCCGAAACAAAUUACACCAGACUUUUUCAGACGGCUUGACCAUUAUUCUCACCGCUGAACCGGCCUUGUUGCAGUUUAUUUGUUUAGUUAAGUUCGUCGGUCUAGCUAUAUGUGAAAUCUGCCGUGUUGGUCUCGUAUUGCAGGUUAGGCUGUAAAUGUAUUACCAUUCAACCCCCUGUCACUGAGAAGAGUGCAAGAUUAAACGGCAGCAAUGUAAUUGUGAUAUCCGAGACUCAUGGUCUCAUCUGAGAACGACAGGAAUGAAGGAACUUCUCAUCUCCGAAGUAAUCUACAACUUCCCAAUAACCCCCCCCCCCCCUCCUGGGAUAACUGAUCACGUAUACAAAGUCUGGACACCAAAAAUAUUCUGAAAUUACGUAUGUUGUGGCGAGGCCGAAGGAAAGUGCAGGAUAUCAUCAAUAAAGACUCGAUUGUCCUAUCAACCACGAAGAUUCGAUGGCCAUCUACUAACUAUAAAG